CCGUGUGCCACGUGCUGUACUCUGCUGCAGGACUUCGUGGACCCCGAGGCUCAGCGCUUCAUCGAUGCCGUGACCCUGAUGUUCCACACCACCUCGCCCAUGCUCUACGUGCCGCCCGCCCUCCUCCGCCACCUCAACGCCAAGACGUGGCGGGACCAUGUCUGGGCCUGGGAUGCCAUCUUCAGCCAGGCGGACAAAUGCAUACAAAACGUUUACCGGGACCUGCGGCUGCAACGCAAGAGCACCAAGGAGUACAUGGGCAUCCUCUGCAGCCUCAUCAUGCAGGACAAGCUGCCCUUGGAUGACAUCAAGGCCAGCGUCACUGAGAUGAUGGCGGGUGGGGUGGACACAACCUCCAUGACGCUGCAGUGGGCCAUGUUCGAGCUGGCACGGUCCCCGGGGGUCCAGGAGCAGCUGCGGGCAGAGGUCCUGGCCGCCAAGCGAGAGGCGGCGGGGGACAGAGCGAAGAUGCUGAAAACCAUCCGGCUGCUCAAAGCUGCCAUCAAGGAGACGCUCAGGCUGCACCCCGUGGCGGUGACCCU
This is a messenger RNA of Balearica regulorum gibbericeps (East African grey crowned-crane), 542 nucleotides long. The record is from RefSeq and is a predicted model, not a curated record. NCBI's taxonomy places the organism in Eukaryota, Metazoa, Chordata, Aves, Gruiformes, Gruidae.